Messenger RNA from Gopherus flavomarginatus (Mexican gopher tortoise), 3996 nucleotides. RefSeq names its product cleavage and polyadenylation specific factor 3 (gene CPSF3). NCBI's taxonomy places the organism in Eukaryota, Metazoa, Chordata, Testudines, Testudinidae. The transcript is spliced from 18 exons. Gene Ontology annotation, cellular component: mRNA cleavage and polyadenylation specificity factor complex. Bases 75 to 2279 code for a protein of 734 amino acids. Gene Ontology annotation, molecular function: 5'-3' exonuclease activity; RNA endonuclease activity; RNA binding. Gene Ontology annotation, biological process: mRNA 3'-end processing by stem-loop binding and cleavage. The record is from RefSeq and is a predicted model, not a curated record.
GGCCGGGGGCUGGCGAGGGAGCCACCGAGGGGCCGGUUGUUCGGCGUCGCUGCGCUCGCUCCUCCCUUUCCGGGAUGUCGGCGAAGAGAAAAGCAGAGGCCAUGAUCCCGGCCGAGGAGAGCGACCAGCUGCUCAUCCGGCCCUUAGGUGCUGGGCAAGAAGUAGGAAGAUCAUGCAUUAUUCUGGAAUUUAAAGGAAGAAAAAUAAUGCUUGAUUGUGGAAUCCACCCUGGCCUAGAAGGAAUGGAUGCCCUACCUUAUAUUGACUUGAUAGAUCCUGCUGAGAUUGAUCUCCUCUUAAUCAGUCAUUUCCAUUUGGAUCACUGUGGCGCUUUACCAUGGUUUCUGCAGAAGACCAGCUUCAAAGGAAGAACAUUUAUGACUCAUGCUACAAAAGCUAUUUACAGGUGGCUUCUUUCAGAUUACGUCAAGGUUAGCAAUAUUUCAGCAGAUGACAUGCUCUACACGGAGACAGAUCUGGAAGAAAGCAUGGACAAAAUUGAAACCAUCAACUUUCAUGAAGUAAAAGAGGUGGCAGGAAUCAAGUUCUGGUGUUACCAUGCGGGCCAUGUCCUGGGAGCAGCCAUGUUUAUGAUUGAAAUAGCUGGUGUGAAGCUUUUAUAUACAGGUGAUUUCUCAAGACAGGAAGACAGACACUUGAUGGCAGCUGAGAUUCCUAAUAUUAAACCUGAUAUUCUUAUCAUUGAAUCCACCUAUGGUACCCAUAUUCAUGAAAAAAGGGAAGAGCGAGAAGCAAGAUUCUGUAACACUGUUCAUGAUAUUGUAAACAGAGGAGGUAGAGGUCUUAUUCCCGUCUUUGCCUUGGGUCGAGCUCAGGAGCUGCUUUUGAUCUUAGAUGAAUACUGGCAGAAUCACCCUGAACUCCAUGACAUCCCAAUAUACUAUGCCUCCUCUUUGGCAAAGAAAUGCAUGGCAGUGUAUCAGACAUAUGUAAAUGCUAUGAAUGACAAGAUCCGCAAGCAAAUCAACAUCAACAAUCCAUUUGUUUUCAAACACAUUAGUAAUCUGAAGAGUAUGGAUCACUUUGAUGACAUUGGCCCGAGUGUUGUUAUGGCUUCCCCAGGUAUGAUGCAGAGUGGCUUAUCCAGAGAAUUGUUUGAGAGCUGGUGUACUGAUAAGAGAAAUGGAGUAAUAAUAGCAGGGUAUUGUGUUGAAGGAACACUUGCCAAGCACAUAAUGUCUGAACCUGAAGAGAUCACAACUAUGUCAGGGCAGAAGCUCCCACUGAAGAUGUCUGUAGACUACAUUUCUUUCUCUGCUCACACGGAUUACCAACAAACCAGCGAGUUUAUCAGGGCACUGAAACCUCCGCAUGUGAUUUUAGUGCAUGGUGAGCAGAACGAAAUGGCCAGAUUGAAAGCAGCAUUGAUACGAGAAUAUGAGGAUAACGAUGAAGUUCACAUAGAAGUUCACAAUCCUAGGAAUACUGAGGCUGUGACAUUAAACUUCAGAGGAGAAAAACUUGCCAAGGUGAUGGGGUUUUUAGCAGAUAAAAAGCCAGAGCAAGGACAGCGAGUUUCAGGGAUCCUGGUUAAAAGAAACUUUAACUAUCACAUCCUUUCUCCAUGUGACCUCUCAAAUUACACUGAUUUGGCUAUGAGCACUGUAACACAGACACAAGCCAUUCCAUAUUCUGGUCCUUUCAAUCUGCUUUAUUACCAGCUCCAGAAACUGACAGGUGAUGUAGAGGAAAUCGAAAUCCAGCAAAAGCCAGCCUUGAAGGUUUUCAAAAAUAUUACUGUGAUCCAGGAACCUGGCAUGGUGGUACUUGAGUGGGUAGCAAAUCCUGCAAAUGAUAUGUAUGCAGACACUGUAACAACAGUGAUCCUGGAAGUUCAGUCAAAUCCCAAAAUACAGAAAGCUGCAGUGCAUAAGAUUGCCAAAAAAGUAGAUAUGGAUGUAUUUAGCAAAAGGAUGGAGAUCAUGCUUCAGGACAUGUUUGGAGAGGACUGUGUUACUGCAAAAGAUGGCUCUGUUCUAAGUGUCACAGUGGAUGGAAAGACUGCAAAUAUUUCAUUGGACACACGGGUAAAUUUACAGGGCUGUUUGAUUACACACAUCUCUUCUUUCAGACUGCUGAAUGUGAGCCAGGAAAUGAAGAUGAUGAAUCCCUUCGAGAAAUGGUGGAGUUGGCUGCACAGAGACUCUAUGAUGCCCUCAGCCCAGUCCAUUGACCUGACUGACCAGUAUAUAUAUAGGAAACACAAGAACAAUCUUUUUAAUACUAGAUUCAUUUUCACCAUUUUCAUAAAAAAAUAAAUAAAACUUGCCUUUAACAAGCCAUAUGUACUUAUUUCCUGACUACAAAACUGCUUAGUUGUCAUUACAGAUGGGCAAUCUGUUAUAGCAACUCCAUUUUGUGUAAUGUAUAUAAUGAGUGAAUAUAUGUACAUAUGAACCCAUUAAUGGGACAUAUGCACAUAAGAGGAGAAAUUUCUUACCCUAAUAUGAUGUAACAGACAACCUAAAAUGAUGAUAAAAAAUAAAUGGAAGGAAUCUUAUAUUUUCAAAGUGUGCCGACUUGUUGGAGGAGGAGUUGAGUUUUCUGCUCCGCUAUAUUAAGAUUUUAUACAGAGUUGUCUUUUUAUUUUUUCUUGCUGUUUUUUAUGGUAAUAGUAUAGUGACUGAUAAACACACCUCUUGCAGUCAUCUGUGCUAAAUUAUCACUUAUCCUUAAAAUGAGAACGUAAGGUGAAGAUCUGAAUAGUAAAUGUUUUCUCAGCUAAUAUGAGAAAUCACAAUAGAUUCCACACAAACCAAGGAUAACUAAGGGCUUGAUUUUCAGAAGUGUUGAGCAUCCACAGCCCCUGUCGAUUUCAGCUGGAGCUGUGUGGUUAACUGGAACUUCUACAAGUCAGGCCUUUAGGCCCCAAUUCAGUAAAGCGCUUAAGUACAGUAUGUACUUGAGUCUGAUAGAUGUGUGGGUUAAGUCCAUGCUUAAGUGCUUAGCAGAAUUAGAGCCUGGAAGGCUACAUGGUGGAAACAGUGAAACUGACUAUAAGGAAGAGGCUGUCAAAUAUACAAACUAACUAUGAGAGAGAUCAUUUUAGCCUAUCACUAUCCAUUAUAAUAGUCUCAGGAGUUAAUAUUGGCCCAGUUCGCUGCAUGUGGGCACACCAGUGUGCCGGCACGGAGCCUCAUUCAAGUCGUUAUAACUGUAGAUGUAGAGUUCUACCUCUGCACAGUGAGUUGUGGGCCUGGAGGCCUAAAGUAGGGGAACAAAAUUCCUAUAGCAAUGUGAUUUUUAAGUCUGUAUUUUUAAAUCACACUGAAAAAUGUUCAGGGAAAGUGUGGGGUUCCUAACACAAGAAUGUAAAGGUAUCUUUGCAUCAUUCAGAAGAAACUUGCCUUUUUUUUUUUUCCAGAGUUGUUUAAAGUGGCAUCAGAGAAUUCUCAGUAGUAAUAUCAACGAAGAACAUUUAUGUGUUAGUGUCUCUCUCAAAAUGAUUGAUUGUCACCAACUAAUUAUAUAAGGAUAAAAAUUAUUCAUAAAGAAAUACUGAUAAAUGCAGUCAGUUUUUUUUAAAAGAAACCUGUGAAAUGUUCUUGUUUUUAAAAUGAUACUGUCAAAUGUUUCAGAUGCAACAUCUGUUUUGCGUUAAAAUGUUUAUAAUCUUAUGGGAAAUAUCCUCGAAUCUAUUUUUACACUCUUUUUUUACUAUCUAUAAUUUUUCUGUAGUGCCCAUCACUGUAGUAUUAAAGUCAUGGAGAAUUUUUUUAAUUUAGCCUCUGUGACAGUGGUAAUAUUGUUUGGCUACUGCAAAGUGAGCAAAAAGUUAAUUAUUCCCAAGAGCUAUGUUGACUGCAUGAAUAACACUUCUAUCUUAAGCAGCAAAUACAAGAGUUUGAGUCAUGUCGGUUUGUUUCAUAAAAACUUCAAGAAGAAAUCACCGUUUAUUCAGUAGAAAAGAGGAGAAUCAUCUCUGGGUAGAAUGUGGUUUUCAUGAACAAAAGAAAUUAAAAAUGGUCUAAAGUA